AUGUGCCCGAGCAAGGAGAUGAAGAUUCCCGUGGACGAUGCUGAUGCCACAGUUCACCGACUGUACGCGUUGGAUUCCCAGCCCGGGGGUCAGGCCGUCCUGCCCAUCCAGAAGGCUUUCGGUGACGGAGUCUUGGCCCAGGACGGUAGCAUCGACCGCAAGGCCCUUUCCAAGCUGGUGGUGGGAGAGGAGAACAAAGAGAAGCUGCAAAAGCUGGAGGCUAUCGUCCAUCCCCUCGUAGAGGCUGCGCGCGAUGCCUUCAUCGCCGAGGCAUCUCGGCAGUCGGAGCCGCUUUGCAUCCUGGACAUUCCGCUGCUCUUCGAGAAGCAGCUGGAGCAACAUUGCGACUUGGUCGUGGUCGUUAGCGCACCAGCUGAACAACAGCGUGCGCGCGUGCUGGCACGGAAAGACAUGGACCCUGAGAAGUUUACGGCGAUUCUGGCCAAGCAGGUCCCGGAUGUUGAGAAGCGAGCGCUGUCCGACCGCAUCGUAGAUACUGGGCUCACCCUGGAAGAGCGCCAAGGGAUGCCGGGGCUUUAA
Molecule: messenger RNA, 540 nt
Organism: Symbiodinium natans
Lineage: Eukaryota; Dinophyceae; Suessiales; Symbiodiniaceae
Source: the annotation of a GenBank genome assembly